Messenger RNA from Beta vulgaris subsp. vulgaris (sugar beet), 2163 nucleotides. Its product is annotated as pentatricopeptide repeat-containing protein At4g35850, mitochondrial. NCBI's taxonomy places the organism in Eukaryota, Viridiplantae, Streptophyta, Magnoliopsida, Caryophyllales, Amaranthaceae. The coding region runs from base 176 to 1504 and encodes 442 amino acids. Gene Ontology annotation, molecular function: protein binding. The record is from RefSeq and is a predicted model, not a curated record. Gene Ontology annotation, cellular component: mitochondrion. The transcript is spliced from 13 exons.
UUUCUUGUGCCAGGCCCAUUCCGCCAUACUCGCAAGUCCCUAAACCUACAGGGUUUUGCAUAUUGGAACUUGGAAUUGCGAACGUUUGCAAUACCAAAUCUAAACACCAGGGUUUAACAUUGCUAUAAAAACUCUUGCCACUCUCUCACUUCAGUUCCUCGGGGGGGAAAAAACCAUGAAGUUUCUACAAUCCAUCAACAAUUAUAAUGGGCAUGGAAGGACUCUUCUACGAUCAGUGGGACGGCGAUAUUACGCUGUUCAAACGGAGGAAUACUCGAGAAGAAACUACGCCAAUAAUGUUUCCGAGUACAAUACUGUUGUGGGUUCUCUCACUGCUCAACGAAGGCAUUUUCUGUUGAGAGAUGCUUAUGAUGAUAUGAUGCUUGAUGGAGUUCAGCCUUCAAGAGAUACAUUUCAUUCUUUGGUUGCCGGAACGAUGAAAGGUGGACGUUUGCAGGAUGCUUUCUUCUUUAAGGAUGAAAUGAAAGCAAUGGGUUUGCUUCCUGAUGUGACUCUGUACAAUUUAUUGAUUUCCACAUGUGGAAAAUGCAAGAUCUCUGGACAUGCAAUUCAAAUUUUGGAGGAGAUGAAGAGAAAUGAAGUGAAACCAACUGGUCAAACCUACAUCUGUUUGCUUAAUGCAUGUGCAGCCACUGGCAGACUAAAUCAAGUGUAUGCAAUUGUUCGUGAUAUGACUGCUGCUGGUCUUGGAUUGAACAAGUUCUGCUAUGCUGGUCUUAUUCUUGCUCAUAAGAACAAGAUUCCUUUGGCUGAUGAUGCAGCUAGUAGGAUUAUUGAGCUGGUUGAGCAGUCCAAAGGAUGGUCCUCUGCAGAACCGACGGGUCCCACGGCUGAAAAUGUUAUGAUUAGUGUUUCUCCAGAAGAGUUGUUCAAUAUUCCCACUGCGGAAUAUAUCAAUAGGCGUGGUGGAUAUGUGGACAAGAGGCUAACUGUUUAUCAUGUGGCUUUUCAAGCUCUUGCAGAUCUUCGAAAUUCAGAGGCAGUGGAAACGCUAUUAAAGAUGCUCGAUCGAGAUAACUGUUGUCCUGAUGUUUUUAUAACCUUGCAAGUUAUGAGGUGCUACUUGCAUUCUGGAGACCUUGAGCGUGGCUACAAAGUAUUUCAGGAUUUCCUGGAUUCUGGCAGGCCACCAUUUGUUGAAGUGUAUACGACUCUUGUAGAGGGAGCCAUGGUGGGUCAUACUCCCAAGGGUAUGCAAAUUGCUCAGGAUGCUCUGGUAGAUAUGACCUCAAGAAACGUUUUCUUGACCGCAAGAAUGGGUAGUGAUCUUCUCCUCGUUGCAGCUCGUGAAAAGACUGGCGGAUAUACAACAGCUAACUACUUGUGGGAUCUGAUGCAAGCUCGGAGGUAUGUUCCUUCUCAGCCUGCUGUGGAAGCAUACUUCGAUGGUUUGAAGGAACGCGAGAUCCCUGCAGAUGAUCCACGACUGCGCAAAGUCAUCGAGAUUCUUGAUAGUUUCCCAAGACCUGGUGGGCGACCUUAAAUGCCACCAACGCCUUGAGAUUACUUUAAGAUAAUUGAUUCUUUUUGUAAUCAUGUCCUCGCUGAUCUCCUAGUGUGGAGUAAUUGCUAGAUUUACCCUUGGAGAAACUUACUGUUUUGUGAAAGGGUUUUGCAUUACGGGUUGUCCUUUGUCUAAAAUUCAAAUUCGAGGAUAUUUCCAUGUUAUUUACCCUCAUAUUUACAUUUGUAACUUCGGGGUUGGUCUACUUACCCCAGGAUUGAAGUCUGACUUAUUAUUCCUUAGGUUUAGAAAUUUAUAUGUUUGGUGGCUAAAGCUAAUAUCGUAGCCGUUCUUCCUCCACCCCCAUCCAGCUGGGUAUAAGUCAUUUUACAAUAUCAGUGUAAUAUUAUUGAUUUAGCUACCCAAGUUAAAGUUUCUAAUAAUAUGCUAUGUAGCACAUUUAUCUAUAAAAGUAUUUGUAUAUAGUGCCAUUCUGUACGGCUUAGUGUGAUUUCAGUUAAAGUUAAUCAAGUUGUUAGUGCGUGUGGAUUUUUUUUCGAUGGGUAUUCUGUAGGGAAAUUAUUGAAAGAUCUAUAAGUUGGAUUGUAGGUAUCAGGUUACUUUGUAGUCUACCCAAGUUAAAGUUUCUAAUAAUAUGCUAUGUAGCACAUUUAUCUAUAAAAGUAAGUAUUUGUAUA